CACUUGCCGACCUCCAGACCUCAUCUUUCAAUCACGAUACCCGUUCCCACGACCGUCAACUCCAAGUGGAUUGGCACUGCCUCGCUGGCCGAGAACGCCGGCACGGACGCUGCUCUAGGAGGUCAUCUUGUAUCCUCGGAGCGGCAUACGACGACGGAGAAGGGUGCGAUAAGGACGACAGGACGGCAUGAUGGACGAACAUCUGCGGGGGACGCACACGACCCUCAUGACUUCUCUCCUCUCACCCACACCAACGCCUCUAUCCCAAGAUGCGCCAGAGAACCUGCAAAUACUACUCUCGAGCCCAGAGUCGACCAACGCACCGUUGUGGCAGCCUCCAAGCGGCGACAUCCACGUGCAGCGCAAUGAUUCAACCAUCAACGGCGUCGUGAUCGGCCUGCUCAGCUCUUUUGGAAGUGCCAUUCUAAUAGCCCUUAUAUUCCUGAUCGUCUACUUCUUCAAGUAUACGAGCAGUGGCCGCAUAUUGCUGGACCGGCUGGGGAGACCGGGUGAAUAUGACGACGAGCAGGCAUAUAUGAGGGAGGAGGCGGAGGCUCUGGAAGAGAUGGAUGAUUUGCAGCGGACAGAAUAUCUGAGAGCCAAAGCGUUCAUCCAGGCCAAUCCUCCAGACUCAUUACCGACGGAUAUCUCACUGUCACAGUACUUAGCAAUUCAAGAAAAGGGUGUCUCAGCGUGGGAAUUCGAGCCGGAGCUGGAGAUUGCGAAUUGCUUUGUGGAGGGGAGGACUGAAAUCGAGUUCUUUGACUCGGAAUGCUCAACUUUGACGAAUCUGCCCGUACCAAAGCAAAACGAGGUUUAUUAUUGGGAGUCGAAGAUUUAUGACAAGCCUGAAUCAACAUUACUCAGUAUAGGGGUGGCUACGAAGCCGUAUCCCUUAUUCAGAUUACCUGGUUGGCAUAAAUAUUCAGUUGCGUACAUAUCUACCGGACAUCGAAGAUAUAAUCAGCCAUUUAACGGGCCAGCAUAUGGACCACAAAUUGUGCAGGGAGAUGUCAUCGGCGUCGGAUAUCGACCUCGAACAGGCACGAUAUUCUUCACACGAAAUGGCAAGAAAUUGGAAGAUGUGGCGCACGGGCUGAAAUCACAAAAUCUCUUUCCAGCAGUGGGUGCAAAUGGGCCCUGCACUGUGCAUGUCAACUUUGGACAAUCUGGAUUCGUCUUUAUCGAAGCAAAUGUCAAGAAAUGGGGCUUAGCUCCCAUGACUGGAAGUUUGGCUCCUCCGCCACCAUAUGGGAGCGAUCACGGGCAUUACCCAGAUCCACGGCAUGGCCGAACGAGAAGUGGGAACUUCAGAUACGGUCCACCAACGAGUCCCGGACCCGUCCGUUCACCAACCGACAUCUCUCUGGCACAUCUCACCCACAUUCCGUCAAAUGAUGAGCCUGGGGAAUCAAGUCAAUCGGUGGUGCAGCCGCAACAAGCAACGACAACCACCACGAAUGUUGGGCUAGGAGUGCAGGAAGCACAGCCACCCCCAGAGUACACAAGCCCUCUCCCCUCAAAUUCCAAUAGUCCACGAGGAAGCAGCGACAGUGAGCGAACGCCCAUGCUACGAAGGAAAAGCACUCCGCCACCAAUACCAAGCUAUAAUGACGCAGUGGCAGAGGAUCGGGCCCGGGAACGGAGCGGUAGCCAGAGAGAAAGGAAUGACAGUCAUAGAUCACGAGAGCAAGGGGGACGAUCAUGACAGAACAGAGAUGAUACCAGAGCGUCAAGCUGAGUUGCAGCGCACGCUCGCUUGAGAUAAGAUACGGAUGGCAUGGCUUGCUUGGCUUGAACGGUGUUGGGGUUGGCUUGGGUUGGGGGAUAUCUUGCUUGCGAGCUAUUAGCGUGGGCGGGUG
This is a messenger RNA of Hyaloscypha bicolor E, 1862 nucleotides long. Its product is annotated as SPRY-domain-containing protein. Bases 188 to 1708 code for a protein of 506 amino acids. The transcript has 4 exons. Gene Ontology annotation, molecular function: protein binding. NCBI's taxonomy places the organism in Eukaryota, Fungi, Ascomycota, Leotiomycetes, Helotiales, Hyaloscyphaceae. The record is from RefSeq and is a predicted model, not a curated record.